ACCACGCCUACAUACACACACACACACACACACACACACACACAACAUACAGCUCUGCCAGCAUGUUCACCUCCAGCUCAUGCCCACCGCCUCUAUUUAAUCACAGCUGCACUGUUCUGCUAGCCUUCAGCUCCGGCUGCUUCUUCAGAGUUAUUAUCUGCUACCUUUUCUGGCUUUUUCAACAUCGCACUGAGCAAUGUUUUUUUUUUUUUAACUUUGGUGUAAAGAAGGAUGUCUUUUGUAGCCUUUGUGCGCUCACAGGUCUGCGCCUGGCUCUCGGAGCUUGUUAAUUAACCUUUACUGCGUUGAUGUGCACAAAAUUGUAAGCAUGCCUUGAAUCAAAAAUAAACCUGAAUGUCUGUGUUCAGUGUUAGCCUUUAACCUCAUCAGGAAGAUUAAAGCUCGAGUUAAUGAGCCAGUAUAUAAAGGAAAAAGACUCUUAACCACAGCAUCCUCCGUGUCUGUAUUCACCGUUAGCUUCGUGUUGUUAACUCUGUUCGAUAGCCUUGAUGGCUCAGUGUCCAGGGUAAAUGUAAGUCGGUGGAGAAAAGGAGGUUAUUAUUCCUUACUUUACUAAAUAUUGCUUAAAUAUGUUUUAUUUGGCAGUCGGACAUUUCUGUUUAUUCCGACACAUGGCUCAAUAUAAGUACAGGUGGAUAUACUACUUUUCUUAUUAGGUUAAUGCGAGUUUAAGUCUAUGAAAGACAUUCUUCUCAGUGUACAACAGUCGCACCUUAUUUUAAUUACUCGCCAGGUCUGAUUCUGGUUCACAUUCCUUUCCGAAGCGAAUGCUUUCAUGUUCAUGGACCGAUGCACUUUAUAGCUCCUUUUGCUUGUCUGGCCUGGUCUUCGUAUCAUACAAUGCCGUGUACAUCUUUCCUUUUCACUGCUGGACUUUUUUUGCCAUUCUCUUUGAAUCUUAACCGCUUUUCAUACAGGAUCAGACCGUGAAGGACAAAGCCCUUCAGAGCAUGGCAUCCAUGUCCUCAGCACAGAUCGUCUCCGCUACGGCCAUCCACAACAAGCUGGGCUUGCCAGGCAUCCCUCGACCCGCCUUCCCCGGAGCAGCUGGGUUUUGGCAGGGCAUGAUAUCCCCGGGACAGCCAGGAUCCUCACAAGACAUCAAGCCGUUUGCACAGCAGGCCUACCCCAUCCAGCCCACCGUCACAACAGCAAUUUCAAGUUACGAGUCCACAGCAGCACCAGCACCCACAGUACCAGCGUGGCAGGGUCGCUCCAUCGGCACCAGCAAGCUCAGGCUGGUCGAAUUCUCAGCUUUCCUCGAGCAGCAGAGGGAACCAGACUCAUACAACAAGCACCUUUUUGUACACAUCGGUCAGACAAAUCACUCCUACAGCGAUGCUCUGCUGGAGUCGGUGGACAUUCGUCAGAUUUAUGACAAAUUCCCAGAGAAGAAAGGAGGGCUGAAGGAGCUCUUUGGCAAAGGCCCACAGAAUUCCUUCUUCCUCAUAAAGUUCUGGGCCGACUUGAACUGUAACAUGCAGGAGGAAACCGGGGCCUUUUAUGGAGUCACCAGCCAGUACGAGAGCCCGGAGAACAUGACCAUCACCUGCUCCACUAAAGUCUGCUCAUUUGGCAAGCAGGUGGUGGAAAAAGUGGAGACGGAAUAUGCUCGCUUCGAGAACGGUCGCUUCGUGUACCGGAUAAGCCGCUCCCCCAUGUGCGAAUACAUGAUAAACUUCAUCCACAAGCUCAAACACCUGCCUGAAAAGUACAUGAUGAACAGUGUGCUGGAGAACUUCACAAUCCUAUUGGUGGUCACAAACAGAGACACACAGGAGACCCUGCUGUGCAUGGCGUGUGUGUUCGAGGUGUCGAACAGCGAACACGGCGCUCAGCAUCACAUCUACAGACUGGUGAAAGAAUGAAGCUCGUGCCAGCCAACAGAUCUGUUCUAUAGACUCUGAACCUCAAUUUAAAAAAAAAUAAAUAAAUAAACAAACAAAAAAAAGUGGCAGUGCCUCUAGUUCAACACUCACCUGCAGCGAUUCGAGCUCUCAUCCGGGUGACGCUUAUCUUAUUGUUAUUAUUAUUUUUUUUUAUCAGUCUUUAUUAAUGUAUAUGUGUUGGAUGUUUUGACUGCAGCUGUGAAUCACGGUACAGUUGUAUUAUGUUUUGAUACAGGAAAGAUUCAUUUUAAAGGAAGCCUGAUCGACGUUUUCUCCGUAGGUCGUGUGUAUACAUUA
Tachysurus vachellii is the source of this 2207-nucleotide messenger RNA. It is a transcript of the gene tead1b, whose product is annotated as TEA domain family member 1b. Gene Ontology annotation, biological process: regulation of transcription by RNA polymerase II; embryonic organ development; hippo signaling. Gene Ontology annotation, cellular component: transcription regulator complex. The transcript has 8 exons. Lineage: Eukaryota; Metazoa; Chordata; Actinopteri; Siluriformes; Bagridae. Bases 972 to 1889 code for a protein of 305 amino acids. Gene Ontology annotation, molecular function: RNA polymerase II cis-regulatory region sequence-specific DNA binding; DNA-binding transcription factor activity, RNA polymerase II-specific. The record is from RefSeq and is a predicted model, not a curated record.